AUGAUAUUAAGAAGAGCGUUCAUACGGCAUGGCCGACGAAUAGCAACAAAACCCACAAGAUCAUGGACAAGAUCCCUAGCCACUGAGGUCGACAUCGACACUCUCCCAUCGUCCACCGACUCAAUUGAAGCAUCUCUAGAAAACUCUUUACGAGAGACAAAAUCCAUAGAAUCACAAAUCGAGAAUGAGACAGUUCAAUACGUUCCCCAAAUCGACAAUCGCUCCCACGCCGCUCAAAACCUCCUCGAAGAUGGGACGGCUGAGAGAUUUAAUCACAACCGAUUCAAUCAACACCGCACGAAACCCCUCGGUACCUCCAUAGACCAAAACCACUACCAACCGCACAAGCUCCUCACCCAACCCCCUUUCCCAUCCGACAUAACGCUCGAGCUGCUGCUCGCGUCUCAAGCACAUCUUGGCCACAAGACUUCCCAUUGGAAUCCUAUGAAUUCUCGAUAUAUCUUUGGCAUACGGCAAGGCAUCCAUAUCAUCUCCCUAGACCAGACGGCUGCGCAUCUUCGCCGCGCCUGUAGAGUUGUCUCUGGCGUCGCUGAAAGGGGAGGAUUGAUACUGUUUGUGGGUACAAGGGCAGGACAAGAUAGGUGUGUGGUCAAAGCGGCACAGAUGGCCGGUGGAUGUCAUUUGUUUGAAAGGUGGACGCCGGGAAGUAUUACAAAUGGGCAUCAGAUAUUGGGUCAGUGCAGGACGAAAGUUGUGGACGAGCUGGACCGGGAGAUUAAGGGAUACGACGAAGAGUUACGAGAACGCCAAGUCCUCAGACCGGAUCUGGUCGUCUGCUUGAAUCCACUGGAGAAUUGGGUUAUGUUGCAUGAAUGCGGACUGAAUACCAUACCAACUAUUGGUGUUAUUGAUACGGAUGCUAAUCCGACCUGGGUUACCUAUCCGAUUCCGGCGAACGAUGAUAGUUUGAGGUGUGUGCAGGUUAUAGCUGGUGCUCUCGGCAGGGCGGGUCAGGAGGGCCAAGCGAGAAGGAAAGAGAUGGCAAUGAAUGGGGUGGUUACUUAUACCCCUGAUACACUGAUGACCGAUUUGUCAGUAUCGACGCAAGGGGCGAGGACGGGAGGGAGCGCGGAGGAUAUCAAAGGUAGUGAUUCAGGAGGUGGCAAUGCCUAA
Letharia columbiana is the source of this 1134-nucleotide messenger RNA. RefSeq lists its product as uncharacterized. Bases 1 to 1134 code for a protein of 377 amino acids. Gene Ontology annotation, molecular function: structural constituent of ribosome. The transcript has 2 exons. The record is from RefSeq and is a predicted model, not a curated record. Gene Ontology annotation, cellular component: mitochondrial small ribosomal subunit; ribosome. Gene Ontology annotation, biological process: translation. NCBI's taxonomy places the organism in Eukaryota, Fungi, Ascomycota, Lecanoromycetes, Lecanorales, Parmeliaceae.